UAUUGUUUUACAUUAGCUUUAAUUAAUUGUCGAUUAAAGUAUUUAUUUAAAUUAAAAAAUUUAAUUAAAUAUUUUUUGUGCGUUACAAUAUGGAAAAUAAGGAGAAUUUAAUAAAAUUCACAUUAGAUAUGUGUGAAGCCGCUAGUAAAUGUGUGGUGGAUAUGCAUAACACAAUUUAUGAAUAUAGAAAACGACGUCAAUUGCAUCAAAGAAAAUUAAUGCUUAUAAAGAAAAAACAAUUGGCAUUGAUUUCAUCAAUACUCCUAAAUAAACGGAGGCAAUGCUGGGCUUUGAAAAGACCAAGAAAGUUUUGGGAAAAGGAUUGCCAAAAAAAUGGCCCUGAGUUCUUCAAAGAAAAUUUUCGCAUGAGCACGAGUUCUUUCAAAGAACUAUGCAAACUGCUGCAGACUUUGAAAAAAGAUGACACAAACUUUCGUAGAGCAAUUUGUUUGGAAAAACGGGUUGCAAUCGCUUUGUAUGCCCUUGGCUCAUCGAUUGAAUUUAAAAAAAUUGCUAAUCUGUUUGGCGUUGGAAAGUCAACAGUUUGCAAGUGUUUCAAUGAAUUUUGUCAAGAGGUAUGGAAAACUCUUCUACCUUUAUAUAUAAGCGCCCUGCCAUUAAACAGUGAAGAAGUACAAGAGCAAAUCAGCGGAUUCGAGCGCUUAGGCUUUCCGCAAUGUUUAGGUGCAAUAGAUACUUGUCACAUUAAAGUAAAACCAGAAUUUGACAACGCGGAUGACUAUUAUAAUUCUAAAGACUGGUACUCGAUGGUUUUAUUUGCUUUAGUCGAUUUUAGAUGCCGUUUUCUUUACAUCAAUGUUGGUAAUCCCGGAAGAGUAAAGGACUCUGACAUUUUCGAAAACUCGUCAUUAAAACAGCAAUUGGAUAACUGCAGUGUGCUAGAAGAAAACAGUAAGGUGAUUAAUGGUGUGAAAGUCCCAGUUUUGGUCCUUGGAGAUGCUGCCUUUAAAUUUUCUACAAGAGUAAUGAAACCUUAUAGUUGCGAUGAUAGUGCUAAUAUUGCCCAAAAAACAUUCAACAACCAAUUAUCUAAAUGUCGAAAAGUAGUUGAUAAUGCUUUUGAGCAGCUCAAGGCAAGAUUUCCAAGAAUAGGAAAGGGCAUAGAUAGCAAAAUCGAUAACGCCAGCAGUAUUAUACGAACGUGUUGCGUUUUACACAACUUUUUAUAUGAAAAUAAUGAUGUUGUGAACAAAGAUUGGAUACGUGAUUUUAAAACGCAACAGCAGGCUUCGGAACUACAGCAACCAGAAGAAAUUACAACAGAAAAUGACGACGAUAGAAAUGGAGAAAAAAUAAGAAGAUGUUUAGCCAGAUUAUUUAACACGCAAUCUGAAUCAUCAGAAAACGAAAUCGGAUCUGCAGACAGUGAUGAUAACAAUGAUGUAAAUAUUUACUUUGAGAGCGACAACGAGUAUGAAUAUCUCAAUGAUACAUCAUAAUUUAAUUAAAAAAUAAAAAAUAAAUUAGAUUAAUUUCAUUAAAUUUAAUAUAAUUCACCUCAGGGUUUUAUGUCCCAAUGAAGUUGUAUUAAAAAUGUGUAUAUUACUGUAUUUAUUUUUUAACAAAUUGGAAUACUAACAAUUUCUU
Molecule: messenger RNA, 1608 nt
Organism: Teleopsis dalmanni
Lineage: Eukaryota; Metazoa; Arthropoda; Insecta; Diptera; Diopsidae
Product: protein ANTAGONIST OF LIKE HETEROCHROMATIN PROTEIN 1-like
Exons: 5
Coding region: 90-1460 (456 amino acids)
Source: RefSeq, a predicted model, not a curated record